Asparagus officinalis (garden asparagus) is the source of this 1179-nucleotide messenger RNA. Its product is annotated as putative ALA-interacting subunit 2. The record is from RefSeq and is a predicted model, not a curated record. Lineage: Eukaryota; Viridiplantae; Streptophyta; Magnoliopsida; Asparagales; Asparagaceae. The transcript has 7 exons. Gene Ontology annotation, cellular component: plasma membrane; endoplasmic reticulum; Golgi apparatus. Bases 169 to 1179 code for a protein of 336 amino acids.
CCUGACCGUGCUCCGCCUUCUACCUUUCCCUUCUAAAGAAAAUAAUUAGAAAGGAGGGAAAACUAAAAAGAAAGAAAAUUCAACAAUUUCACCUUUGCAGUUUUAAUCGCCUCCUUAAUGGAGGAGCUUUGAUCUCAAAUAAAUAAAUAGAUAAAUUUCUAAAUUUUGAUGGAAAUGGAGAGAUUGAGCUCCUCGUCGUCAUCCUCGGGAUCAAGCAGCGGAUCUCAAGUCCACGCCUUCGUCCCGAGGCGAUCCGGAGGAGCCUUCUACAAGUUUACGCAACAGAGUUUGCCCACUUGUAAACCUAGUUUGACACCAGUAUCGGUAAUAAUAACAUUUUUGUUGAUGGGCGUUGUUUUUAUACCUGUUGGAAUUAUAUGCCUUCACGCAUCAGAUAGUGUUGUAGAAAUUGUAGAUCGCUAUGAUAAUGAGUGUAUACCUGAAGUGUAUCGAAGUAAUAAAUUAGCUUAUAUCAAGGACAGUUCAAUUUCGAAGAAUUGCUCUCGGACAAUAAGGGUUCAGAGUCAUAUGAAAGCACCAAUCUACAUAUAUUAUGAGCUUGACAAUUACUACCAGAACCAUCGGAGGUAUAUAAAGAGUAAAAAUGAUAAGCAGCUUGUUCGUGGAUUGGAUCAAAAGGACACUAGUACGUGCCAACCUGAAGAGUAUAGCAAUGGCCUUCCAAUAGUCCCUUGUGGGUUGAUUGCAUGGAGCUUGUUCAAUGAUACCUACACUUUUGUUCGUGAAACUGUAGAAAUGAAUGUGAAGAGGAAGAACAUUUCGUGGGAAAGUGACCGCACUCACAAGUAUGGGAAAGAUGUCUAUCCAUACAACUUUCAAAAUGGAACAUUAAUUGGUGGAGCGAGGCUUGAUCCUAGCAUUCCUCUUAGUGAGCAGGAAGAUCUUAUUAUAUGGAUGCGAGUUGCUGCUCUUCCCAAGUUCCGGAAGCUGUACGGCAUAAUUGAAGAGGACCUGGAAGCUGAUGAACUUUUAACUGUCCACCUCACGAACAACUAUAACACUUACAGCUUUGGCGGAAAGAAAAAGCUCGUUCUUACAACAUCAAAUUGGCUGGGAGGAAAAAACAAUUUUCUUGGCUUAGCCUACAUUGUUGCUGGUUGCUUCUCCAUCUUCACUGCCAUUUUGUUUGCUUUGCUUCAUGUGAAAAAUCCCAGGUGA